Fusarium vanettenii 77-13-4 is the source of this 1730-nucleotide messenger RNA. RefSeq lists its product as uncharacterized. The record is from RefSeq and is a predicted model, not a curated record. Gene Ontology annotation, biological process: alternative respiration. Gene Ontology annotation, molecular function: alternative oxidase activity. The transcript has 3 exons. The coding region runs from base 88 to 1161 and encodes 357 amino acids. Gene Ontology annotation, cellular component: mitochondrion. Lineage: Eukaryota; Fungi; Ascomycota; Sordariomycetes; Hypocreales; Nectriaceae.
GUAUCAAACAAUAUCAUCACUGGUCUCUAUCACCUCUUUGCUCUACCUUCUUAUACAUCCAAGACCUUGCAAGUCUUGUCCAUCCCAAUGCUUUCGACUCAGAUCCAGCACACCCAAGCCUCGAGACAAGCUGCACAGCUUGGAAAGGCAGCUGCUCUAAGCUUCGUUCGUACUGCAUCCUCUUCUUCCUCCCAUCUUGGAUGCUCGGCCGUCCUGAGAGUCGGCUGUGCAGCAAGCCAACAACAUCGACUCUUCUCGUCAACACCCGCCACCCAACUCCGUGACUUCUUCCCCGUCAAGGAGACUCCCCAUAUCCAAAAGACCAAGCCAGCAUGGCCUCACCACGCCCAGACAUACGAGGAAAUGGCUGCUGUCGUACCUGCCCACCGAGAGCCCCGAACCAAAGGUGACUGGGUGGCCUGGAAGAUUGUACGCCUUGCCCGGUGGUGCAUGGACAAGGCCACGGGUAUGGAUCGUGAACAACAACAAGUUGACAAGAAGCACCCAACAACUUCCGUGGUGGCACAGAAGCCUCUUACCGAGGCGCAAUGGUUGGUGCGUUUCAUCUUCUUGGAGAGCAUCGCCGGAGUUCCAGGCAUGGUCGGCGGCAUGUUGCGCCACCUCGGAAGCCUUCGACGCAUGAAGCGAGACAAUGGUUGGAUCGAGACGCUCCUCGAGGAGAGCUACAACGAGCGGAUGCACCUCCUGACAUUCAUGAAGAUGUGCGAGCCGGGUUGGUUCAUGAAGAUGAUGAUCAUUGGAGCCCAGGGCGUCUUCUUCAACAGUCUUUUCGUCUCCUACCUCAUCUCCCCCAAGAUUGUCCACCGAUUUGUCGGAUAUCUUGAAGAGGAGGCCGUCCAUACCUACACCCGUUGCAUCAAGGAGAUCGAGGACGGUAACCUGCCCAAGUGGAACGACCCCAAGUUUGCCAUUCCCGACAUUGCUGUUCAGUAUUGGCAAAUGCCCAAGGAGCACCGCACGAUGAAGGACCUGAUCCUUUACAUCAGGGCUGACGAAGCUGUCCACCGAGGUGUCAACCACACACUCGGUAACCUCAACCAAUCCGAAGAUCCGAACCCCUUUGUCAGCGAGUUCAAGGACCGAGAGCCUCCCAGGCCUGCCCUGAAGCCCGCUGGAUACGAACGAGCCGAUGUCAUCUAAUAGGAAGCGAAAACUAAACGACUCGACGACGAGGGAAUAACCUUGAAAGUUAAACACGACCUUGUACCAAAAGCCAUUUCUUUUGUUAGAAGAAGAGCAUUAAAAGAUGUCUGUACGUUUAAAGAGCUGUUACAUAUGAUACCACUGGGUACCGGCGUUCUGGAAGGCCCCGAGGUGGAGCUUAGGUUGUGGAAUUAUGCAGCUUUUUGCUGUUUUUGGAGGCGUUUGGGGCCAAAUAAUCCCAACUCAUGACGGAUACAUAAAAGAAUUUGGUAGAUGAUGGAUAAUUUCCAGUGGUAAUACAAUAAAAAUUCAUACAAAUUCUUGGCCUCAAUGUAGUGAGAAGAACAGCAAAGAUAGCCUGCAGGCCUCAGCGAGCACUCAAAAUAGUGACAAACGAGGCCCUUCACGCAGACCAACCCUUGCUGUCACUUGUUGCACAGUGUCUCCCAAGAACACGUAAUUCUUAUGUAGGCGCUCCGUAUCACCUCGUUUGCCCGUAGCCUCUCAAUGAUCCAAUCUCGCAUGUGAAUUUCCUGCCUAUUUCGGCAAGGGGAACGUCGUUAAGC